AUGGAUGAACAAGACACCAUCCGGAAACCAUCUUCACGUUUUUGGCAGGAAGACCUUCGUAUUGAAAAAGAACAGACGAGAAUCUACAUACCGAAAGAUGACGACGUGGUGAUAAGCAGGGAUAACAAGGUCAUAGAGAAAAUUUACUUUGAAGACGAAGAUACAAACUACGAAAGCCUUGUACGCGAAGAGGAGCGCAACACAAAGAAACCUGAAAGAGGAAACAGAAAUAAACACAAGAAUAGUCACGAGAGACGGGAGAUAGAGGACGAGCCAGAAGAAGCAGAUCACUUCGAUGACGCUCCAGAAGUUGCUGAGAUGCCCGAAAACGAGAGGCAGAUACCUGAGAACGAGAGGCAAAUACCUGAGAACGAGAGUCAGAUAUUUGAGAAUGGGAGGCCCCAAAGAGAAAAGCGGAAACCUUCAUGGUGGAAGGACUUCAUACUAGGUGAUAGCGAACAAUGUCACAUGCUCACGGAGAUAAACUACCUAGAAGAUUAUCUGACAGAAAUUAUGGUCGAAGAAAGUACAAAAGAUCAUUUAACUAUCUUCAAUAAGACAAAGAACAUGCUGAUGGACAUAAAGAAUGCUCCAAAAGAGAAAGUAUGCUGCCUUAUUAAAGCACUUUAUGGACUCAAGCAGGCAGGGAGGCAGUGGUACAAGAAACUCGACACAGAAUUAAAACACAUUGGAUUCAAAGCAUCAGAGGCUGACCCAUGUGUAUACGUACUAGAGAAAAGAGGAGCCAAACUCAUAAUAGUCAUCUAUGUCGACGAUCUACUAAUUGCCUACUCAAGUCCAAAGAUACUUAAUGAAGUCAAAUACCUACUAAAUUCCAAAUUCGAAUUGAAAGAUUUGGGAAGACCAAAGAGGCUUAUCAGCAUAGACAUGUCAUAUAAAUAG
Molecule: messenger RNA, 903 nt
Organism: Cydia strobilella
Lineage: Eukaryota; Metazoa; Arthropoda; Insecta; Lepidoptera; Tortricidae
Exons: 4
Coding region: 1-903 (300 amino acids)
Source: RefSeq, a predicted model, not a curated record